UUUCCCAGCAGAGCUCCAGUUUAGACCGGGAAUGGCCACUAAGGAGCGCCAGAUUACGUCCGCUUUUCUUCUCCUUCGAUUACAGAAGCAAGCUGCGAAGACGAGAUGAUGAGACUCGUCUACCGAAGCGUUUCCGUAGCGUUUGCUGCACCAAGUCCGUCCCUUGUGUAUUCGUUGUGUUGGUUGCGGCCCACGCGUCCUAAUAGUCGUCGCCUUAUUCUUAGUGUUGCGUAGCCGCCGCUAAAAGAAUAAAAAUAAUAAAAAAAUCCGCCCCGCACAUCCUUAUCUUGCCCCCAUCGUCUGCGUCUCGUGCCAUUUUCCGUCUGCACCAAUGAUUGACUCUCAUAUCACUGCUUGCAAAAGCAGUUACCUCCGUAGUUACCUCCGUAAUUACCUCUGUAGUCGUCUCUCUAGCUGCCUCUGCAGUAACCACUCCGUUGCUCUUACGCCAUUCCGCUCGCCCCAUUCCAAGUUACACCGCCCUCGUUUCUACUCCCAAUCGCACGCACUUCCUUAGAGCGAAAUGACAUCUCCGUUAUCAUGUAGCCGCGUACAAGCCAUAGUAAUGGCAGCUACAACCGAGCCUAUAAUUGAACCAGACGCUUGGAACCUUUCUCGCCAAGACACUCUCUCCCCGCCGCCUCCCCCCAAGUGGGUAACGCUGCAGCAGCAGAUGGGUGGCCACAAGCCCAAGCUCUCGGCGCGCAGCCGUCGCGCAAUCGGCGGCGGGAAAAGCGGCGAAGGGGGGGGUAAUGACGCCGGUAGCCCUAGUAGUAGCAGCGGCGACAGCGGUGCGGAUAGUAGCGGUAGCGGCGGCGGCGGCAGCAGCCAAACCAGCGAUCCCGCGGCGAACGUUCCGGAGGAGUUUCUGUGCCCUCUGUCGCUUGAGAUUAUGCGCGACCCCGUUAUUAUCGCCUCCGGGCAGACCUACGAUCGUGCUUAUAUCGAGCGGUGGUUUGCGGAGGGCCGUUCCUCCUGCCCUAAAACGAGACAGUGCAUCGAGCACACUAAUUUCUGCCCUAAUUUCGCUCUUAGGAGCAUGAUUGCUGAUUGGUGUGCGGCAAAUGACGUCAGCCUUCCGCCAAUCACGCCGAUUCCCGCGUCAAAGCCUCCCUCGGGCUUUGCCGAGAGCCCCGCCGCCAAACACGCCGGCGCUGCUGCGGUGCCGAGAAAGGUAGAUACUCGCGCCGCGGCCACGACGAAGCAGCAGCAGCAACAGCAGCAGCAGCAUAAACUGAAGGAGCAGCAGCGUCAUAGAGACGCAUCCGAAGAACGGGGGGAAGCGGAGGGCAAAGCGGAGCGGCGCAACAGGGCGCGCAGCCAAGACAGGUUCGGGUCCUUGCGCGGGGCAAGGCAGGCGCAAGCGGAGAUGCAAGAGGAGGGGCAAGGGGAGGCGGAAAGGGAGAGCGGACGGCGGAGCGGGAAAACGUCCAGGGGGGAAUUUGCGGAAGAAGGAAGCACGGCGAGGCAGGGGAAGAAGAAAACAGGCGCGGGGAAGAAAAAGAGCGCCAGCGGGGAGGAUCUGGCGCGCCGGGAAAUGGAUGGGGGCGGCGUGUCCGGAGACCGCGCGGAGCUAGGUUCGGCGGAACGAAACUCCGCGGAGGGAGAAGGGGGAGCGGGUUGUCAGGAAGCGGAGGGGAGAGGCGCGGUGGGGGAGAAGCGCGAUGGGCACGCGCGCGCCCGUGAGCGCGGGGAGGAUGCGAGGCAGGAAAAGGCGGGGGAGGAGGAGAAGCGGAGAGUUAAAGGGGGAGAGGUUGCGAGUAGGAGCGGGAAAGAGAGGCGGAGAACGGCAAGCGGGGAAGGGGUGAGUCGCGAAGGGGGCAUCGCGGGGGGGAGGGGCGACGGGGGCGGGGAGGCAAAGGGCAGUCUAAGGGCUUCUCGCGGGUCGUUAAGCUCGUUCGGAAGGAGCAAAGCAGAUGCCGACAGCGCGCAGCAGCAGCAGCAGCAGCAGCAGCAGCAGCAGCAGCAGCAGCAGCAGCAGGAGGAGGAGGAGGUGGAGGAGAACGAGGAGGAGCAGCAGCAGCAGCAGUGGUCUCAAGCGGCGCAUUCGCCGGAUAUGGCGGUCAUAGCUGCUGCCGCCGUCGCCGCAGUAGACGCCGCGCGAUCCGCCGCGAGUGCCGCCGCUCCAUCCGCUAUUGAAGGCUCAGCCGCUCGUACUGCUAGUACAGGCGCUGGCAUCGGCGGCUCCCCCCCCGCCGACGCCAGUGCGGAAGCGGAAGCAGUGGGAGAUUGCGCCGCGUCCGCCGCCGCCGCCGCUGCCGCCGCAGGUGACGCGGAGUCCACGGCGGUUGCGGCGCAAAAGGCGCCGACUCAACGGCGGAAGCCGUUGCGCACAACGAGCUCGAUGGGUGGGAAAGGCGCGCGGAAGAGCAGCGGAAGUCUCAGCGGCAGCUUUAACGGUCAGAACGCAAUUGACGGCCUGCCGGCGGAACGGACGGCUGGGGAGCGCGUUAAGCAAGCAAGAGUGGGGAGGGCGCGCGGAUCGGAGGACGGGCAGGGGAACGCGCUGCUUUCCCGCACGCGCAGCAGCUUCCCCGCUGCGGGGAACCAGGGUCUCGCGGAGGCGCUGGGGAAGGCGGAACGCUGGCGGAACGGGGAGAGCGCGGAGAGGGGGAAGGAGCCCGCGCAGCCGGCGCACAGUAGCAGGCGAAGAGUAACGUUCGGAGAGGUAACCGGAAUAUGGGAGAUGGCGGAAGGGGACGGGAAGGCGGAGGGGGAAACAGGGGCAGCGGGGAGGGAGGGGAAGGGGACGAGUGGGGGGAAAACGGGCGGAAGAGGAGCGGGGCUGCGGAGAGCAGCCGCGGGGAGCGUGAAGCUGACGCGGAAAGAGCGCGAGGAGGUGAUGGGGGGACUGGGAGCGGAAGCAGCGGAAGGAUUGGGGGGUCUGGGUGCUGGCAGGGGCGGGGGCGAGCAAGGUCUAGUGAGCAAGGGCAGCCGCCGCAGUCGGAACGGCAACAGAGACGGUGGCGGAGACGGCGGCAGCAGCGGGAAUGUGGGUGUUGAGUUGGGGGUGGGCGACGAGGUGAAAGGGUGGGGGGGGAAGGAGAAGGAAGGGAGAGAGAAGAGGACGAAGGAGAAGCGAGGUGGGGGAGAGAAGGCGAGCGGAGCCGAGGGUGGGGGAGGGGAGUUGAGAGAGGGAAGAGAGAGAGAGAGGGAGAGUAGAGAGGAGGGACGACACGAGGGGGAGGUGGGGGGAGAGAGGAGUGUGCGGGAGAAGGGCGCACGGCGCGUGGAGCGACCCAAGACACCGCCCAUGCCCCUGCGCUUGGAUGCGAGACACCAUAGCAGGGAUGCCACCAACGGCGCUGGGGAUUGUGGCGAGAGUGACUAUAUCCACCACCAGACACAACAGGAGGAGGGGGAGCAGCAGGAGGAGCAGGAGCACAAGGCGCGGUCGCGUCGUCGCAGCCGCAUAGCGCGAACGCCCAUGGAAACCCCAGUAGUGUCUCGGCAGGUAAGUGGGAGUAACGACCCCAUCCGCGCUGCUGCUGCUGCUGCCAGCUCGAGCGGCUUCGCGCAGCAUGAGCCGGGACAGGAGGAGAGAGCCGCUUUUGCUGCCCGCGCUGACGCCAAUCUCGCUGCUGCUGCCACCAUGCUGCCGCUUCAGGUGCAGCAGCAGCAGCAGCAGCAGGAGUUAGCUGAGCGGAUGAGGGGAGCGAUGGGAGACGGGCGGAGGGGAGAGGGGGAUUGGGAGAAGGGAGUGAGGCAGGGGGAGUGGUGUGCUGGGCGCGAGCUCAGGUGCAGGAGGAGGAGGAGGAGGAGGAGGAGGAGGUGGAGGAGGAGGAGGAGGAGGAGGAGGAGGAGGAGGUGGAGGAGGAGGAGGAGGAGGAGGAGGAGGAGUGAGAGGAGGGGCGAGGGGAGGGCCGAUGGGGGGACCGGAAUGGGGAUCGUACAAGGAGAGAAGUAUGGCGGCUAUAGCCGACGCUGCUGUUGCUGCAGUGGAGGGGCGAGGGGGCAGCUUCAAAGAACGAGGCACAAGGGGAGGAAGGGGAGGCAGUGGGGGACGAGGGGGGGGGGAAUGGGAGGAGGAGGGGGAGGAGGGGGAGCAGCGGGAGGGGGAGUAGCGGCGGUGCGGGAGGACUGGUUGGGCGUGCGCAUGGGCGUGGACAUCCCCCCCCACGAGCUGCUCCUCAUGCAGCACAACGCCCCUUCGCCUCUCCCCCCCCGUCGCCACCUCUCUCGCCCUCCUCUCGACCCUCGCUCGCCUGCUGGGGCGGGGGUCACUGCUGGUCUUGCUGCUGCUGCUGGUGGACUUGCUGCUGGUGCUGCUGCUGCUGCUGUCUCGGAACUGCAGUUUGGGUUGCCCCUGGGAUACAGCAGUAGCAGUGACGCGAGCAGCACCGCUGGUGCUGGUUUCAUUGACCUAUACGGCGCUGCUGUUGGAGCUGCUGCUGCUGCUGCUGCUGGGGCUUGUUCGCAGGGCAUAGAGACACACAAUAGGGGCACUACAUCGCCCGCAGCAGCAGCAGCAGCAGCAGCAGCAGGGGCAAGGGCAGCAGGAGCAGCAGGAGCAGCAGGAGCACUAGGAGCAGCAGCAGCAGCAGGGGGAAGAGGAGGGGGCGGAGGAGAGUGGUCGUCAAGUGAGUGGGAGGAGCAUCGUAGCGCAACGGCAGAGGGAGGCAAGGGCACUAACUCUAACACUAACGCAGGCUCCCGUCCCUAUGCUUCCCCCGGCCUCUCUCCUCUCAACACACCAGCAUCACCCCCAUCACCAUCGUCACCACCACCACCAUCAACAUCAACAUCAACAUCAGCAGCAGCAGCAGCAGCAGCAGCAGCAGCAGCAGCAGCAGCAGCAGCAGUUGCUGCAGGCCCUGAUUCUCCUCCCCCUGCCAUGGUGCCAGUUGGUGCCUUCCCUUCCACCCCCAACUUCCUCCCCUCCCAUCACCGAGCCUUGGAGCGAAAAGGCACAGAUAUGGGGUUUCAGAGAAAGGUGGCAGCAGGGGUGCUGGGAGGGUGGAAAUGGAAGGGAGGGCGAGGGGGUGAGAGUGGCGGAGGGGCGAGUUUGGGGGAUGGUAGAGGGGGGAGGGAGAUGCGGGAUGGGAGGGGGAGGAGUCGGGAUGACAGUGAGGGUGAGUUUGGCAGAAGCCAUAGCAGUAGCAGCGAUGCUGCUGCUGUCAGUACUAGUGGUGGUUCUGCUGCUGCUGCUGCCGCUGCUGCAGCUGCUGCUGCUGGUGGCCCUUCUGCUCACACACCAAGGAAGGCGAGGGGAAUAGGUGGGGCUGUGAGCGCUGGUUUGGCUCGGUCCAAGUCUGCCCUCCCCCCGGGGCUGCUGCACGUGUUUGGCAGUGCGCUGGGACGCGUGGCGGAUGCUCCCGUGCACGGGUGGGGAAAGAGGGCAGGGAGGAAGGAGGAUGGGGGGGACGGUGGGGGGUUUGGACAAGGAAGGGGGCGAGGAGGAGGAGGAGCAGUGAAGGUAGGGGAUGGGAGGGGGGAGGAGCACGGGUCGGAUCUUGCUCCUGGCAGCACGAGUGAGAGGGAGGAAGGGGAACAGAUGGGUCAGAGAGGAGGAGAGAGGAAGGUGGAGAGAGGAGGAGAGAGAGGGGGAGAGAGGGGAGGCGAGAAAGGGGUGGGAGUGCGGGGUGAGAGGGGGUCGAAGCGAGAGGAGGGCAGGUGGGGGGAGGAGCAGAGGAGGGAGGCUGAGCUGGCGUGCCUGCAGGCAGAGGACAGAGCAACAGGAGGAGGAGGUCCGGGAAAGCAGGGUAGGGCAAGAGGUAGAGGAAACGGGUCAGGCAGGGGGAGAGAGGAGGGCGGGAGGGAGGGAGCGAGAGAGGGAGGGGGUGAGGGGACAGGGAGGGGCUAUGAGGGAAGAGUAGGGAAGGGGAGAAGCGGCAAGGAGAGCAGUGGUGGAGGGAGGUGCAGGAGUGAUGGAGGUGGGGGCGUGGCGUCCCUUGCUGCGUCGAAUGAAUGGCUGGAAGAUGACCAUGGGCAACAGCAGCAGCAGGGUAGGCAGCGGCAGGGUGAUAGUGGCAGUCAUAGGAGGAGCAAGACACACAUGGGGGGAAUGCUGCACUCUCCUGCUGCUGCUGCCGGUGGUGCCAGUGGUGCCGGUGGUGCCGGCGCUGGCAGUGGUGGCAGCUUCUCUCCUGCUGCUGCUGCUGCUGCUGCUGCUGCUGUUGAUGCUGCCUCUGCUUCUACUGGUGCUGCUGGUGUUGGUCAGCGCGCACGAGGCUACUCGCGCAACCACAUGCGCAACGAGAGCCUCAUGUGGACGCCAGAGAUCGAUGCCACGGCCGCUAAUGUCGGCGCUGGCAGUGCCAUCUCCUUCGCCGCUGCCGCUUCCGCUUUCGCCGCCGCCUCUGCUGCUUCCGCCUCCGGAGGGGCAGCUUCCCCGUUUCACCCUGCUCUAGGAUCAAUGGGUUACAACCAAGACCCCUCACACCAAGCAGCAGCAGCAUCGGCAACCUCGAUGGGGAAAUACGCCUCCCUUGCAUGCGCUCUCUCUUCCGGCAGCAGCAGCGUCGAAAAGAUCUCCGCGGCCCGGACAAUCCGGGCAGCUGUGAAAGCCCGUGGGGGAGCCGAGAGCAGGGAGGAGUGGCGGAACCUCCUGGAAGCUGGGGUGCUUGAAGCCCUGAUAGCAGCCCUACACACAGACGACUGGGAGUGCGAGCAGGGAGAGCCGGCAGAGGUGGUGGUGGAAAACGUGAUGACGGCGCUGCUGGCCCUUCUCCUGCAUUGGAACGCCGGUCCCGAGGUGGUCUUGGCAGGGGGGGUCCCCUCUCUGGUGUCGGUGCUGCAGCAUGCAACGCCUGUGGCUCAAGCUACAGCAGCGGCCGCCCUCUACGUGCUGGCGAAGGACGAUGAGAACCGGUCUCUGGUGCGCACAGCUGGAGCAAUCCCUGCUCUGGUGGAGGUGAUGGCGAGGGGGUCCCCGAGAGGGAGGAAGGACGCGGCCCUUGCUCUCUUCGCGCUCUCUCUCUCGGUGCGCUGUGCCCGGGAUAUCGUUUCCUCUGGGGCGAUCCCGCUCCUGCUGAGCUUUGUCGGGCAGGACGAAAAUGACGGCGGGCUGCCCGGGAUGGAGGAGAAGGCGGCGGCCGUGCUGCUGAAUCUUUCGAGGCUGCCUGAGGCGUGCCUGGAGAUAGCAGACCAGGAGGCAGGGGUGACGCAUCUAGUGGACCUGCUAGAUGCGGGGGGUUGCCAGAGAAGCAAGGAGGAUGCGGCAGGGGUGCUGCUAGCCAUGUUACAGACCGAGGUGGUGACGGUGGGGGCGCUGAGAGCGGAGGGGGCCAUUCCCUCUCUUGACGGAAAUUAAGUGCACAGGAGGGGCUCAAAAGUGCAGGGAGUCUGGUCACUCAAGCACACCUAUUGACUGCUCCUCCUCCACUCGCUCACUGCUUACAGUGUUUCAGAAGCUGCUAUGACGAGUAGUCACUUCCACACCACAACACACCAUGACUGACGCCUUGGCACCCUUCCGACUGCUGUGUUUUGCCGAUGGGGACUGCGGUACACGUGUCUGCUGCUAUUGAGUUGAGGGGGCGAACGUGUGGCUGCUCUGCUGCAGCUGUUGGCCCAGAUCAUAUCCUAGGCUGGUUGAAGGAAGCUGGGCUGGCCUGCAAGAGCGAGGCAGGCAGUCGACUCAAGGCGGUAUUUGGUGGAGGUUUGUGUGAUUUGUGAAGCGGAGGGGAAUCUGCAAGGCAGUCCCACAGGCUCAAUAACAGGGCAAGCGGGGUUUCUCCUGCACGUGCGAGACUUCCAGCAUUCGUUUGUUUCAGUUUGUGUCAUGUUGUGUCUGGUCCGGUGCUCCUACUAACCACAAUUUGCUCAUUCUUUCUUGUACCGUAUUUGCACUCACAUUCUGUUUGUUCUUGCGUAGGACUAACCGACUGCUUAUGUGCUGUCAAGACUGUAGUUAAAGGUCGUUGUCUUAACAAAA
Closterium sp. NIES-67 is the source of this 7876-nucleotide messenger RNA. Lineage: Eukaryota; Viridiplantae; Streptophyta; Zygnematophyceae; Desmidiales; Closteriaceae. The record is from the annotation of a GenBank genome assembly.